AUGUUGCCUAGUCACUUUGACCUGCAAAGGAAGCUCGAGUCGGUGGCAGCAGAGAUGUCCUUCAGCUCGGAGGAAAUUUCUGGAAGCUCUGAUGGAUUGGCUAAGCUCCUGACCGAGUACCAGAAUUUGCGUGAUGAGCUCAAUCCAACGCGGCGGGACGCUACACAGACUUCUGACGUGAUUGACGCAGAAGGGCCGUGCCAACUUCCAGAGAGCGUGGUACCCAAGGAUGUGUGCAACGAGACUUCAGCAAGCUUCUCCGGCUGCAGCUUCCCCAUUAGCAAUCAGAAAGCUCUUUCGAGCUCGAACGCGUCAAUUCUAUCUGGCUGCCCCAACAUUUAUGACGCUUGCCAAGAGCUAUUCCUGUAUUGCAACUUACGCAAUGACACCCGAAUUGUGACUGCGACGACUUGCAACGGGAAAGGCACUGCUCACUUCGAUCACGCCCUUGCAGCUUUUAAGUCCUACAACAACACAUGCUCCCUCGUGGGCUGCGAUGACAACACCAUUGGCAGCCUCAUCUGCAGUGAUACGUAUCAGUCAGGGAGCUUCGACCCCCGGACGACGCUUCAGUUUGAGGUCGAGCCGGGCGCGUGCGUUCACAUCGUGCAGCAGUCGCAUGAUGGCAUGAUGGGCAACGAGACGGAUUUGCUUUUCAUUUCCAGCACUGACGGCUCUUUCUCCACUGGCGCUACGCUGGUGCAGGAGAAAGCCAGGCACGCAUCCGCGGUGGAUCUGCUCAGAACCAAGAUGGAUCAGGUUUCGCGCUCUCAUGCUGAAGAGCAGGGGCACAAGUUCGAGGAUGUGCAGAAACAGGGCGGGGAGGCAUCCAUUGUGGAACUGCUCACAGCCAAGAUGAAUGAGGCCUUGCACACUGUUGCUGAACGGCAAGAGGGCAAGAUUGACAUUCUGGAACAACAGCAGUCAGAUAUCUUGAAGGCAUUGCACGCCCUUCAGAAACAGGAAGACGCUGCACCGAAAGUGCAGAUCUUGAGUUCGGACCGUCACGAAAGCUUUGCAAGCCACAUGGAGAAGAUGCUCCCUGACCGUGCUGCAGAUACUUCUGGCUUCGAGCUCUGCUCUGCCCCGAAGCGCCAGGUUAUGACCCAAAUGGGAAGCCACAGCAACGCCAAGCUGUCAACCGCGGGGGGCUGCGACAAGGCCAAAGAGAUCCCUGUCUUCCAGCCUUCAAGCAACAGCUCCUCGCCGUUCACGGUCGCAUGCUGCCCCAAGGAGUCAUUACAUUGCGCAGGGUGUGCUGAGAUAUCGGAGACAGGUGAUGAGUGCAACACCUGUGCUGGUGGAUAUGUCAAAGGAACAGAUGGCACUUGUGAAGCCUGCAUGGACAUGGUGGGUUGGGAGGAUGUGGAUGGCCAGUCCUGUGCUGCUUUGCAUUUCCCAGAGGGCUGCACGGAGAAGAAGGUAAAUCAACAUUCCGCCAUGGAUGCGUGCUGCAAGUGCGGCGGUGGCCACCGCACUGCCACACCCUUUACAUACUUCGUGGGUGCAACAGUUUUGGGUGCUCAAAGUGUCGUGGGCCAUCCCGUGCCGCGGACAGCGAGCCGCUACUUCCUGGACGAGGGAUGCGAGCUCUUGCAGCACGGGCUGACUAUCAGCGGCACAACCGGCGAGCUGAUGCUCGCGGACGGUUGCAGCGCGGUUGGCUGUGGUUCAGCGGAGCCCUUCUCUGUGUCCUGCACUGUCACUGCCCAGCAAGUCAAGGCCGACCUGGAGUAUAACUUCAGCUUUUCAGCUGCUGCUGUGGGAGAUGUUGCGGUCGAAACAGUCAAAUGGUCAAACGCCGACGUUGGUAGUACGACGGUGCUUACAGACAGGCUUUGGGUCUUCACUGGAGUUGGAGAUUAUGCAAAUGACUGUUUGUUUCUCCGUGGGCCGAAUGCCAUCAGAACCACCCCAUCUUCAGAGGUGCAGUGGCAUAUCCGGGCCCCUUUUCCUUCCACAGUCUACUUGGAUAUGUGGACAGGGGAGCAUGGCUUUACAAAUUGGGCAGACCGCGCUAGUUGGGCACCGUCAUCCAGGCAGGGCAUCAAAACGGAGGUGAAUGGGAUUUCUUAUGGGCCUGGCUUGGUGUAUAGCCGGAAUUAUUCGGCCGGUGACGCCAUCCGCGUCUACGGCCACGACAACGCCGUUGCAAGCUACUUGGUAUUCGUCUGCCCGACAGGGCCCAGCGAGUUCCCGAUUUAUGCGGCCCCCACAAGUAACAGAGACCACCUGAUCGUGAGCUGGUCCACCGCGACCGUCGGUAACACGCCCGUCUUUGAGGACAGAGACAACUAUCACUUCACUGGCCUUGGAAGUUAUGAUGAGUCUUGCUUCCAUGUUCGUGGAAGCAACGAUGACAAGAACAUCCCAUCUUCGCAGGUGCAGUGGACCAUCAAGGCCCCGUUUGCUUCCCAGGUCUACUUGGAUAUGUGGGCAGGGCAGGACGAACUGGGGUUUGCCUCCUGGCCAGACCGUGAUUCUUGGACGCCAGCGCCUGACAUGAAGGGGGUCGAGUUUUCGACUUUUGCUUCAGGCCGUGUGUACAGCCGGACUUAUGACGCUGGUCAAACUAUCGAGCUCUAUGGAAACGAAGGCGCAGGUGCAGGCAGUUACUUGGUCUUUGUUUGCCCCCUUGAUCGCAGAUCGACAGCCACCACCUCCUCCACGAAGCUAACAGUCACAGCCCACCAGGGUUUCUCCUAUGGCGUGGCGCCCCUUGUAUUCUCCUCCGGCGAGAGCUACUUGCCAAGCACCGUGCAAAGUGGCACAUACCAAGACUUGGCCUGUGCUCCUAAGGAGGUAGCGGCCGCACUGAGCCUCAAUGCCGAUAAUGGCGAGCUUACUUGGGAUAGUUCUGGCGCGACUGGUGGUCUUACCUUUUCUCAGGGAGGCGUUUUCAACAGCACGAGUGGUGGGAUAUGCCAGCUAAGCCAAGGAGGUGUCAAGACAACCUUCGUCGCGCUCAAGCCGCAGAUCUGGCAGUCACUCGACUAUGGCUAUGGUGGCACGGUGCGUGUCACUUUGGGGCAGGCUGCACCUAUUCUGAAGCCGCAAAGCGAAAGUGGCAAGCUCGCUCCAAGCCGUUUUACUGCGCAGGUGCAAGAGGAGGAGCCGGAGGACUCUGACGCCUUUGCCUUUGAUAGCCUGACUGGGAUGUACACGUAUUAUGGAUACGAGCUCUUCCUUCUCAAUGUGCAAACAGGUGCGUUGACUCCUUCUCCUGCUGCCGAGAUUGCCCAGAAGCUGAAGGCCUCCAGCACUAGGUCGUCGCUGAGCAGGACCUUUGUGGUGUAUGCUCACUAUGACUGGCCACCCCUGGGUUCGGGGCCCGUGCUGGAGCAGGGAAUCACAAUGGACUUCCAAGAGAGCACCUGCUGGCCAAGUCAGACCUUGAGCUUCUCUGCGCGCCAAGAGAUUGUCAACAAGACAGACCACACGUCUUGCAGAAGUUACUGUAGAGCCAAGGCCGAUUGCACACACUACAAGUUCGUUCCGGGCACUUGCUUCGAGUACAGCCAGCUCUGCAAGGAGGGGAGUUCAGGGUGCACUUUUUCAAACGUGGAGGUCAUUGCUCGGUACCCCUCAUGCGCAGAGAGGGCAGCAUGUAUUCAUUUGGAUGUCACGGACAAUUACUACAUGUCUGGACAGUACUGUCCUGUCGGAGAGAACAAGGUUGCAGAAGGGCGUGUUUUCUUGAAACGCGGCCUCUCGCAGAAGGAUUCCUUCUGGCUCAGCUCACAUGACGGCACGGCUGAGAACCUGGGCUCUGCAUGUUCCAGCAAGACCUGGAUGCUCCGAGUGCCCGACCCAAGUCGUGACUUCCUCAAUGCAUCUGACCACUAUGUGGAACUUCAUGGACCAGGCGAGGCGUGUUUGGGCGAGAGCGAUGUGAUCCAUGACAUCUUCACAUCGUCUCCGAGCACUGUCGCAUUGGUCCGUGCGGUUGAUUCGCAGGGGUUUAAUGCAAAGUUGGAGUUGAAGGUCCCGAGUUGCAGCGCGCCCAACCUAACGACGGCAUCGCAGGUGCAGGGGCAGGAUCAGGCACAAAAGGAUCUUGCUGCUGUUGACAUGCUGAUCUUGGACGACCCUUCCACUCCUUUGGUUGCUGAUCAUUGGCUGCACCCUUGCCAGUGCGCUCCAGCGGAUUGGGGAAAUGUCAAGCCUGUGACGGCCGAGGCGACCCAAGAUGCUCCGACAGGCAGUCGAACGGGUUUCAGGCCCGCGCCGUUCCUGAUCGUGAGCGGGGCCUUCGUGUGUGACCCGGAGUACAUGAUCGACCACCACGUGGGCGUGGACGUGGAGGUUUUGGACGCAGAGCUCUGCCAGGAACGAUGUGCCAGCGAGCGGCUGUGCAAGUUCUUUUGGUCCGGCAUGGUGGGUAGCAGCCAACAGUGCUGGCUCUACUCCAACUGUCGCACCUUGUAUCGUCAGCUCGGUCUAACUGGUACGUUGACUGCGUACGAGAAGGAGUCGAAUGUUUGCAGAUUGUCAAACGCAGAGUCUUGUUGGCACGUUACGAAGCGGCGACAGUUUCUGGGGGCCUUUCAUUCCUCCGACCCUUUCACCCUACCAGAGUGCCUCCACCAGAAUUUGUUCGUGCAGUGCGACCAGAAGCUGAUGCUCGGAGGCACAGCGGUGGAGGUUUGUGGGCUUUGCAAGUACGCAAAGGUGGAUGCGGACGGGAACUACGCAGUGUUGCCUCAGCCCCUUCAGUCCGCUGCUCCCCUUCAGUCCGCUGCUCCGGUGGUCUUGAGAGAGUACAUGAACACCGGAGCAGAAGUCGUGAGGCUUCGUGCGAUGGCCGCAAACCCGGCAGACACUGAAGUCUUUGCGGACCGAGACACGGUGUUCACUAAUCUCGGAAGCUACGGCGAGGAUUGCUUCUACAUCCGCGGCCGCAACGAUGCAAAGGGCAUGAGUGCCCAAGAUGUGCAGUGGCGCAUCAGAGCUCCGUGGCCUUCGACAGUCUACCUUGACAUGUGGGCCGGUCAGGACAGCAUGGGCUUCAAAAACUGGAAGGAUAGACCGCUCUGGGAACAGGCAAGCGAGACCGGAGUCACGUUUGAUCACAGUACUUCCUCAUCAAAGGUCUUCACGCGCAACUUCUCAGUUGCAGACGACAUCGAGCUUUAUGGCAACGGUGCCAGCGAUGGUACAGGGACCUACCUUGUUUUCGUUUGCCCCCGCUAUAUUAGUGAUGAGACGAAGUUGCCCAGCUUGGCAUCAGACCAGGUGCUUGGGGAAGUUGAUGCUGGCUCCGGCCAGUCCACUGCUCGGUGCCCCACAGGCUCCUACGUGGUGGCCUGCACAACUUUCCCAGAGCAAGAAGGCUGGAAGCUUCUGCCAACAUCCAGCACAUGUCAAGUUCACUUUGCCGGCAAUGCAGUGGCGGCCAUCGCAACCUGUUCCUACACAGGCAAGACCUUGGUCACUGGUGCCUUUCAUCCAGGGGGGCAGACACCUUCGGUGCUUUGUUCUGAAGGUGAGCCUGUCGCUUGCACGUGCGAGGAAAGUGUGGCGGGUACUGAGUUGAAGGUCUGUCGUGGAGAAGUUUACUUUGAGCCCACGAACUCAGCUUGCACGAAGCCCUUGGGAAUCUCAUCUUCGACGUCGGCGAGGAUCUGGGCAAUAUGCCAGGCACCCCCCACGACUUCAGCCGCAAAGACGGCGGUGGCUUCCGAGUUCAACCACGGUGCAGCAUUGGACGUGAGCUGCUGGACGGAGCGUUACACCUCCUUUGAUAUCAAGAGGCAGAUCCGCUGCGUGGCCGGGCACUGGCUAAACAAUGCGGGCACGCGAGGCCUCGCCAAUUUCGAAUGUUUAUCUGGCAUCCAAAUCGUUCCAUCAGCCUACACGGUGACUGGAGACCAGGGCAACCAAGAGCUCUUCUUUGCUGGGAGAUGGAAGCUUCAAGCUUUUCUGAAGCUUGAUGCCGAUGAGUACUCAAUUGAACCAUGCUUUUACCCGGAGGUUUUUGGUGCUCUGCGGCGCUUCCGGAGCUGCGAUGAGCAGAGCCAGUGCCUUGAGACAAACGAGAACUCUGUCCUCAGCAUGCAGCCUUGUAGCACCAUGUCGGCCGGACAGUUUCUUGACGGAAGCCAGCUGAAUGAGCUGUUGGCAAAAAGUUAUGCGGAGAAUUACCAGGACUUGAAGCUCAAGAUAGGGAAGCAAUUGCACUCCGCGGGCAGCAAGUUCACUUUUUUCGACCUGGAAGUUGACACGGCGUGUGGCCGACAUCAAGCGCUACGGAUGUUUAGCUUUGGUCAGCCUGACCCCAAAGACGACGACAGCCAGAUUCUGGGAACAUCAGCACAGUGCAGCAUGGCGAACGUGGUCGAGUCUUCCAGGAUCAGAACCCACACGCGGCAACUCAAGGUGUCCAUCGAGAAUGCAGCUUUCAAGACCUGCCUACAGUACGCUCCUUGCGACUUGGUUCCCAGCGAGUUUUGCCUCGCCAGGGCCUUGGGGACUUGUGACGGAUCAGAGGAGCAAAUGUUCUUUUGGAAUGAAGCCAACUUCGCCUUCCCAUAUUCAGGUAGGUGGCUUCCGGCACUGUAUACCGAUGAGUCCAUGGCUAAGCAGAUACAUCUAGGGCAGAUACGAUUUGCCCCCCAGCUUGAGGGGGAUAUAGCUGAGAAAAUCGAAGUCCAGUCGAAUCCGGAGAACAUGUUGAUAGUGAGCUGGAACCCCGCUACUUUGUACUUUUUCAUUGUGGCGCAAGACGCUCACUCAUUGGCCUCAUUCCAGAUUCAAUGGACUGGUAGCACACCGGACAAGGAGUACAAUGAGCUGAAUUAUCGGUGGCACAUAGGGUCAGGUGCCAGUCUUGCUGAGAUGAGAGUUGAUUGUCCUGCUGGUGAGGCAAUCACCAGCUUGAGCACAUUCCGCAUGAACGUAUCCUGGACGUGUGCACCAGUAAUUGGACUUGGAGGAUGCACCGACAUUCAGACGGAGAAGCAGCAGUACAACGCCAAUUUGCAAUUCCUCAGACUGCUCAAGCUUGAUUGCGGCGAGGGGCAAGUUAUGCAGACUAUGAGAGCUGAGCUGGGAUCGUCAUCGAAGAGUUUGCGGCUGAUUGGCAAGUGCUGCACCAUGGCACAGCCGCCGGUGGCUCUCAGGCCUUUCAGUGGCUUCAUGGGCUCGGUUCCGGAUGUCUCCGGCAUAUACUCCACCGAAGCUGUUGAUGACUCCGGACGCCCGGAGUUUAAGCAAUUGUUCAGCUUCAACCCCGAUCUCCCAUCCCCGUCCAGCACUCUGAGCUACGACAAGCAUGCCGGCAAGUGGUGCAUCAAGCACGGGAGUUCCACCUCGUGUUCCGGUCAAAGCAGCGCAGUACACCCGCUCGAUCUUGGAAACCAGGUCUUGGGUGAUGACUUGCGUGUGACACAGGUAUCCGACUUUGCCUCUCUAUUCGAAGGCCUGGGCUCCGGGAUGAAGCCAGCAGGGCCCCCGAAACCACCCAAGCUGGUAUCUCUCAAGGCCGAAGAGCCGGAGUACGCAGAGAUUUGCAAGGACAAGUAUGUGCCCGGAUUGGCCGGUUUUGACCAAGAGGGGAUGCACAACGAAGCAAAGGCGCUGAACGACGAGCACCCGUGCUUCAGCAUAUGGAGUGAGCCGAGGAAGGACAUCUUCGAUUCAGCCGAGGGCAUGUCCUGGUGGAACCGCUUUGACGGAGAUGCUGCAGACAUUGUUCAAGAUGUCACCUACAAAUCUGUGCAAGAAUGCGCCCAACGAGAAGUUGCAGCGGAGUCCAGGCAGAGCCAAGAGAUUUCAACCAUGGAGCUGGUUCAAGCACUGGGCGACGGCGUCACUGAUCUUUCUGGGCUGGUCUCCGAUGCAGCCAUCCCUGAUUUCUCUCUUACUCCUUGGGGUCCACACAUCGAAGUGUCAAAGGUUCCCGGUUCUGUCGCUGAGGGAAUCAAUUUCUUUGCUAACACGUUGGGCCUUGGCCUCUUGAAGCAGCAGCUGGAGAACGGAUACAGAAUUGGAAACGAGAACGACUGCUCCUCUUUGUCGCACGGAUUGGCUCGCAUGUUCUGUGAUCUGUUCUGCGUUCGAGAUGCUGUGAAGAAAGGGGAUGCCGCGAUCUUGAAGACCUUGGUACAGGCGGUCAGCACCAUCAAUGCGAACCUCAAGGCGCUCUUUGAGUUCUACUUCCCGGCAGAUGCAGGCAAUGCAGGCGCAAGCUUGAUGGAAGAUCAGAAUUUGAUCGUGGAUGGCAUGGCAAG
This is a messenger RNA of Symbiodinium natans, 8231 nucleotides long. The record is from the annotation of a GenBank genome assembly. Lineage: Eukaryota; Dinophyceae; Suessiales; Symbiodiniaceae.